This is a messenger RNA of Brassica napus (rape), 4761 nucleotides long. RefSeq names its product WRKY transcription factor 42-like. Bases 1732 to 3282 code for a protein of 516 amino acids. The transcript has 6 exons. Gene Ontology annotation, biological process: regulation of DNA-templated transcription. The record is from RefSeq and is a predicted model, not a curated record. Gene Ontology annotation, molecular function: sequence-specific DNA binding; DNA-binding transcription factor activity. NCBI's taxonomy places the organism in Eukaryota, Viridiplantae, Streptophyta, Magnoliopsida, Brassicales, Brassicaceae.
GUACCGAGUCUUUUUAGUUUAAACAAAAGAAAUUCAACAUUUUCGUCCAUGUGUUGAGUUUAUGUGAUUUAUUUAACAGGCUUUAAUUGGAAAUAAAGCUUUUAAUAUUUUCAAUCACGUGGAAACCGCCGAUUGAAUUGCUAUCGGUGAGAUUCAAUUCUAUUUUCUGACUUAUUAAAUCCAUGAACAAGUCAAAAGUCUUUCUUAUAAAAAAAGAGAGAGAAGGAAAAUCAUUUUAAAGAAAAUUUACCAAUUUAGUCAAAAAAUAGCAAAAUCUACAUUUCACCUAUGAUAAGAAUUCCUUGAAAAAACUUCUUCCCUAAAAAUAGAUUUCUUCUCUGAAGCUCACACAUUGACUUGAUCAACCAAUGAUUCAGAGUUUUAGUUAUUAGGAAAAAGUCUUUGAACAAAAUUAAUAUAGGUGAUAUUAAUUAUUCGGUAGAGCAGAUUAAUCUAUAUAUAAUAUAUAUACUAAUGUAAUCCAAAUAUAACUAACCGUUAUUUAAAAAAUUAAUAAAAUAAUAGGAUGAUUUAUUAGUUAAAAUACAUAUAAGAUGAUAUAAAAUAAUAUAUAUAACACUGAGUUUUCUAAUAAAUAUAAAAUCCAAUAUGAAUUUUUGACAUGUUUUAUCGAGAAUGAUUUUUCAGUUCACUUAUUAUAACAAAAUUCAUGGAUUAAUAAUAUAUUAUUUGUGUUAUUCUACUUAUGAUAAGCUGCUACAUUAAGUCUUGCGAUAUUUUAAAUUAAAAGUAAUUGAUAGUAUAUGUAUAUAAAAUAUUACUUUAUGAUCCAUCUCAUUUUAGAUGUAGAACACGCAACACUCGUCAAUCCUAACUUAAGAUAGUGCAUCAAAGAACUGGGGCAAAUUCUUUCGCAGAAAGGAGCUUCCGUACUAGAAGAAAUAACACAUUUUUGGGUAAAAUGCUAAGAUUAAAGAACGCAAUUUUUAUAUAAGAAGAGCAUAAAACAGCAACAAGUGACAAUAUAUAUAUAAACAAAACUAAUAAAACGUCCUUCAUAAACCAUAGCUCAUCUGGUAAGCAACAUUAAGGUUUUUCUCAUUUUGAAUUGUUUGACCCAAAAAAGCAGCAAUAACACGUCUCUAUUAUAAAACUCAAUGGUUGGAUGGGAUGAUGUGUUAUUGAUAUAAGUCAAUGCUAGAUGGUAGACAAAUGACGUCGAUACUGACGAAAAUGAACGAAAACAAGUCUCCACAAAUAUAUUUCCACGAGAAUCCAAAUUAAAAUCUAAUAUUACUAAUUAAUAAUAUAUAAAUACGUAAAACAAAUAUAGACACAACAAUACUUAAAUAAUAAUUUAUGCCUUUUCUCAAAAAAUACUUAAAUAAUAAUAUUCUGAAAGAAAGAUUAAAAUGUAAUAUAUCUGAGUCGACCGUGAAUACCGUAUUUGUAGCCGAAGCAUUUGGUCUCAUAUCCUCGUCUCUAACCACAUACUCGACAAAGUAUCUCUUUUUCUCUUUCUUCUACGAUAUCUUCUUCGUCACCUCUCUAUAUAUGGAGGAUUGGAUAUGGUGCGGAACAAUCACACACACGCACACACUAAGAUAAAUACGUACCUUUUCUUAUCCGGCAGCUUACACAUCCUCUUUACUUACUAGGGUUUCAGAUAACAUAUCAAGCAAGAUCAUCGUCCGUACUUACUGAUCAUAUACAAAAAAAUCAAAGUUGUCUAUCAAGAACUUAGAAUUAUCUAUAUAUAUAUAUAGAGAGAUGUUUCGUUUUCCAGUGAGUCUUGGAGGUCAAGGUGACAAUUUGAAGCAGACACAACCAUCGGAUGAGCAGCAUCAUCGGCCAAUAAUGGAUGAGGUUGACUUUUUCAGGUCGGAGAAGAGAGAUGAUCAGAAUGUCAUCACCGAGGAAACUCAUAGGCUUCAUGUCAAAAGGGAAAAUUCACGUGUUGACGAUGAUAAUGAUCGUUCCAUGGGUAUCAAUACUGGACUUAAUCUUCUCACUGCGAAUACGGGAAGCGACGAGUCAUUGGUGGAUGAUGGAUUGUCUGUUGAUAUGGAGGAGAAACGUACAAAGAUUGAGAAUACACAACUUCGAGAAGAGCUAAAGAAGUCGAAUGAAGAGAAUCAAAGACUAAAGGAAAUGCUAAGUCAAACAACCAACAACUUCAACUCCUUGCAGAUGCAACUUGUUGCUGUCAUGAGGCAAGAAGAAGAUCAUCAUCACCUGGCUACGAUCGAGAGCAAAGACAAGGACACUAACCGACAUGAAGCUUCUGAGAUGGUUCCAAGACAGUUCAUUGAUUUGGGACUACCAUCUGCUGAAGUAUCAUCCGAUGAGAGGAUAACGGUUCGGUCAAGAUCUCCCCCAUCCCUUCUAGAAGACUCUAGCUCACGUCAGCGCGCAAAAAGAGUACUUGAGAUAGAAGAAAGCCCAGAGAACGAAUCGAACGGCUGGGGAAACCCUAGCAAAGUUUCGAAACACAAUGCCUCUUCCAGCAAUGGCAAUGGAAAUGCUAUCGAUCAAUCGGCCGCUGACGCCACCAUGCGUAAAGCCCGUGUUUCGGUCCGUGCAAGGUCCGAAGCUCCCAUGUUAAGCGAUGGAUGUCAAUGGAGAAAAUACGGACAGAAAAUGGCAAAAGGGAACCCGUGCCCUCGAGCUUAUUACCGCUGCACGAUGGCCGUUGGAUGUCCCGUUCGUAAGCAAGUGCAACGUUGCGCAGAAGAUAGAUCCAUUCUCAUAACAACCUACGAAGGAAACCAUAACCAUCCAUUACCUCCGGCAGCUAUGUACAUGGCUUCAACCACAACCGCAGCCGCAAGCAUGCUCCUCUCAGGCUCCACAAUGUCGAACCAAGACGGUUUAAUGAACCCAACAAACCUCUUCGCUCGAACCAUGUUGCCUUGUUCCUCAAGCAUGGCCACGAUCUCAGCCUCGGCCCCAUUCCCAACCAUUACACUAGACCUCACAGAAUCAGCAUCCAACGUUAACGGUCCGACGAAUAACAACCCACUGAUGCAAUUCUCUCAACGGUCUGGUUUCGCGGAGUUGAACCAAUCGGGUUUGCCUCAGAUGAUGGGCCAGGCUUUGUAUUAUAACCAACAACAGUCCAAGUUCUCCGGUUUGCAUAUACCAUCUCAGUCGCUGAACGCUGGCGAGAGCGUCAAUGCUGCUAUGGCCGCCAAUCCGAACUUUGCAGCGGCUCUGGCCGCAGCCAUCACGUCUAUUAUCAACGGUUCGAGUAAUCACCAGAAUGGGAGCAGUAACAGUAGUAAUAAUAAUGUUACGACGAGCAGCGGGGACAGGCAAUAGCAUUUUUUUAAAAAAAAUUGUUUUAGGUUUGUUUAUCGGCCGAUUUUGAAUGGUUUAGUCUUUAUUUUGGAUUCUAGUUAUGGCUUUUUAGCUUCUUCAUUUUUUCCUAUCAAUAAGAGUCUUGAUAGCAAAAUUUUCUCGUUGCUUGGUAGACAAUUUUGUUCUGGAAUAUUAACUGCCUUUAGAAAAACAAUCUCUUAAAAAGUUAUGUGGGCUAACAAAGUGCUAGGAUUGAGGCUUGUAGCUUGAGGCGUAACGCAAGCUUUCAGUACAUUAAACUAUUGAAGUAACUAAGGAGUGAGCAAAGGCCCAAACAGAAUCGGACCCAAUGACAUGAUAGUUGGUAGUUUACCAGCUCAAGUUAUUAAGCUAAUGCGGAGAUGAACUUCUUAAGUUGGUUCCAAGAUUUGGCAGUAAAUUGUUCAGGGUCUGAAUGAAACUAAUGAAACCUAAAGGGGUUAAAUGGAUAAAUAUGAAAAUGGAAGCUUUAGCGAAACGUUAUUUGCGUUUAUAGGGUCCCACGCAGUGUCAACAACGUGAAGGCGGUUUUGCUUGUGCCACAAAUCAAAGCAACCUUAUAUUUUCUAUUUGCAGCAAACACCAAUCAAACAACCCAUCUAUUUAUUUUCACUUUUUUUUAAAACAAAAUAUGUCUAACCUUUCAGUAUUUAUAUUUUUUUUAAUCAUUUUCAUUCUAUGAUGUAUGGAGUAACUAUAAAUAUGGUGUAUAAUAUAAUUAGAGUGAAGAAACUGAUUUGUAGACGUGACUGUAACAGAGUGAUAUGCCUAGCUGUAGACACUCAUGGUUUCAUCAGCGUGAAGCGUACCUAAUGCUAGGCAAACUUAAAACAGCUAAUAUUAACAGCAUUUAUAAAAAAAAGUCACCCAGACAAAAUUCCAAGUAGUAAAUUAACAACUUAUUAACAGCAGCAUUACCAUCGAUAUUUAUUUUUUGAUAAAAAAAAUAGUUAACAACAAUAAUAAUUUUCUUAAAGUAAUUUCAUUCUAGUUUUUAGUUUCUUAAGUAUUUUAAAGUACUUUAAAUGAAAAAUAUCAGGAAAUUUGUUUCUAAUUAAUAAUAGUAUAUUUACUUGUUGAAUAUAUCUUACUCUUUUUAUGUUGAGAAAUAAAAGAGUUUCCAAAUGAUGAUUUGUACUAUUUUAUAUUAUUUGUUCAGUUUUAAUCUCUUAUUUUGAAAUUACUUAGAUUUAUUACUAAAUACUAAAUACUAAGAUUUUCAGUCUUCUCUAAAAUUUCUUCCAAAUUAAAUUAUCACUCGCUAGAUAUUCUGAAAAAAGUUUGAAAUCAAAAGUGUACUUGAGUAAAAGAUAGAUUAAUGCACACUAUAAAGUUCUUCCUUGCACACUUAAAACACAAUGACAUUGGAAAAUAGACGUAACUAACAUAUAAAACCCUAGAACAUGACAAACGUUACUUGAAGCAUCCCAUAUAUUGUGCAAAAAUUGCUCUACAAAAGUU